AUGCCUGCCAAUGCUCUUGGAGAAGGCAUCGAGCUGCCCAUCAGGGCCAGCCAUGCGAGUGGCGCGAACGCGGAGGAGCGGCCGCAAAGGUUCGCGCGUAGGAGGACAACCCUCGUGGAUCUGGGUAAGAAACUCGAGGCUUGCUCAGAGCCUGACGCCGCGACAGCGACCGCUACAAAGAUUCUGGCAGUUUACACCUUGGCAAGAGUUGCUGGCAAUGUUUUGGCUGUGGGUUGGGAAGCCUCGUAUUUCGCGAUGUUUGAUGGGGUUCUUCGGCCGGUAAUGACAGGAUUCGCGGUCCACUUCCUUCUCCGCAACAAUGGCAGAUUCUCAGAAAAGUCGUUGUUGCAUCUCUGGUGCCGCCGAGCGAUCUUCUCGCUGGCCUUCUUCGUGGGCGACGACGGCUUCUUGGGCCUGGUCGUCUGGGCCUUUCAAGGCAGUGCCUUCGCCAUGAACUCCCUGUGCGUGCUUGGCACGCUUCUGUGGGAGAUCGGUUGCAACUGCAUGCAGAUGCACAUGACAAAUCUGAAGCUCUCGGCCUUGGAUCGAGGGUUUACAGCUAAGCUUUGCCACGUUGUGGGCAUCCUUGGCAUUUUGUCCAUACUCUUCCUGUCCGGAAAAGCGACAAUUCGUAAUUGCCUCUACGGUCAUGCGAUGCUUAGCGUCACGGACCUUGCUGUUGUAAAUUUGAGCUUAUUCUGCUGCUGUGUGAUUUUGCUUACCCAGUGUUGCAGCCUCUGUUUUGUUGCCUGCAGAGCUUUGCUGGCUGCCGGUGGUGACAAGGCCAUUAGAUCUACUGCGCACCUCCUCCUUGGAAGCGCUGUCUUGGUCCUGCUAGGGCCCGCUCUGAGCUUCUGGUCCUUCUACACCUACCUGACUCGCGACAUCCUUCUCAGCAAAUGGAAAGUGACCAGCGGAUCAUGGCUGACUUUCGACUUGUUUCUCCAAAUUUGCAACACCCUCGCGCUCAGCGGAGUGGUUGGGCCAAAGCAAUGGAAUCGUCCCAUGGACGCCUUCCGCCAGCUUGCAGACCUCUCUGGAUUUGGCUUUGCAUCCAAGCGCAUCGCUUUCCCGGGACAUAUCAAUGAGAGAGCCACAAAGUGCAUCGUGUCAUUCCCGGGCAAGUACAGUGAGCUGUGGGACGAAGCUGUUUCUGCCGUGACGUCUCAGGCCGGGAAGACUGGGACAGAUUCCUGGUCUUUGGCUUGCGUCUUCUUGACCGAUGCCGCCUCUGGCCUUGGACAACAUGCUGAGAAUCUUGAUACGCCUGGGAAGUGCUGGUGCCAUAGCAUCUAUGGCCAGGUUCCAGCCGAAACAUAUCUCAACGUAGUGGAGGUGGAUCCAGAUCGUAUUGACAGCCCGGACAACCGACAGAUGCUCGCUUUUAAGCGCAGCGAUGCUGAGGCUAUGGGCCAGCUACUCGUGAUCAAAAGCGACCAGUCCGACAUAUCAUGGCAGAGGGAGCUUGCAGAGGCUACUCACAAGGCCCAGCAGCUUUGCUGGGCGAAAGAUGGACGGGCACCAUGGGGGUGCCAGUGGUUCGAGGAGUGGAAAAAGAACGCGGACUUCGCGGCACAGCUGCAUCAGGAGCUGCACGUGUUCUAUUUCGAAGGUCGCACGGGCCAAGGAAAGGUGCCCUGGGAUCAGCUUUGCGACGAGGCUGCGAAAGCGAAAGCUCGGGAGGGUGGCGGCCUGGGCGCGUCACAGACCGCAGAAGUGGCAUAUCUUCAAAGGAUGGGCUUCAGCUUCAUCGAGCAUGACAUCCGAGACUUCCAGGCCUUCAUUGCCGCAGAUGAAUGA
This is a messenger RNA of Symbiodinium natans, 1800 nucleotides long. The record is from the annotation of a GenBank genome assembly. Lineage: Eukaryota; Dinophyceae; Suessiales; Symbiodiniaceae.